Blepharisma stoltei is the source of this 2298-nucleotide messenger RNA. Lineage: Eukaryota; Ciliophora; Heterotrichea; Heterotrichida; Blepharismidae. The record is from the annotation of a GenBank genome assembly.
AUGGAAGAUCAAGAAGAUGACCCAGGAGCAGGAAAUGUGCGCGUCCUCUGCAGAUUUAGACCGCUUAAUGAAAAAGAGAAACAGAUGUCAGACAAUAUGAAUAUAGAGUUCCCUUCAGACAAUAAGACUGUUGUAGUGAAUCAGCAUAUGGAAUCUGGAGAACCAUUAAAAUUUAACUUUGAUUAUGUUUUCAGUCCCAGGGCUGCUCAAGUAACUGUAUAUGAAAUUGCAGCCAGGCCUAUUGUAGAGGCAGUCAUGCAAGGCUUCAAUGGCACGGUUUUCGCUUACGGGCAGACAUCUUCAGGGAAAACAUUCACAAUGACUGGCCCAGAUUUAGAGGAUCCCACUAUGAUGGGGAUCAUUCCUCGCAUGGUGUCAACAGUGUUUUAUCAAAUUGAAAAUGCUGAUGAACACAUUGAAUUCCAAGUGAAAGUCAGCUACUGCGAAAUUUAUUUAGAAAAAAUAAAGGACUUAUUAGAUCCUACAAAAAAUAAUUUAAAGGUGCAUGAAGACAGAGCUAGAGGAGUUUAUAUUGCAGACUUGACUGAAAAGUCAGUUUAUAAUCAAGACGAUGUGUAUGAACUGAUGAAAAUUGGGACAGCGAACAGAGAAGUAGGGGCAACUAAUAUGAAUGCAGGGAGCUCAAGAUCUCAUGCGAUCUUUAUAUUGACUGUUACACAGACAAACUCACAAGAUUUCUCCACAAAAGUUGGGAAGCUGUAUCUGGUAGAUUUGGCUGGAAGUGAAAAAGUAGGAAAAACGGGGGCAGCUGGCAAGAGGCUAGAAGAGGCUAAAAAUAUCAAUAAAUCUCUCACAAUGUUGGGGCUGGUCAUUACAUCACUAACAGAUGGGAAAUCAACACAUAUUCCCUACAGAGAUUCUAAGCUCACAAGGGUGUUACAAGACUCUUUAGGAGGAAACUCCAAAACAGCACUUAUUGUGACCUGCUCACCUUCUCCAUACAAUGAAGCAGAAACCAUAAGCACCCUUAGGUUCGGGAUCAGAGCAAAAUCAAUUAAAAACAAGCCAAAAAUUAACAGAGAGUAUACAGUAGCAGAGCUGAAAUUAAUGCUAGCUAAAGCAAAAGAAGAAAUCAUUAAGAGGGAAAGAACAAUAAGGAUGCUUGAAAAAGCACUGGAAAAAAAUAAUAUUCCUCUGCCAAAUAUCAAUCUUUCACUGGAAGAAGAAAAAUCAUCAGAUGAAGAGGUAGAAGAAGAAAAAGCGACUAAUGCUGAAUAUCUUGAAGUUAUUGCUGAACUAGAGGAUACAAGGACUAAAUUGUCUGAAGAAAUCGCAAUCAAAGCGAAAAUGAAGCAGGACAACGAUAAAUUUAUUGAUGAGAUUGAAGAGGCAAGGAUAGAAUAUGAAAACUUAUUGAAGAUGUACAAUGAAUUAGGUGCAAGAAUCGAAGAAAUGGAAGAAUCAAUAAAAGAAAAAGAUGAUUUAAUUGAAAAACUAGUUGUCACUAAGGAGUCGUUGGAAUCCAUCGUAGACGGUUUUAACAACCAUCAGCUUGAGCUCGAACAAGCCCUAACCAGUAAGGAUGUCGAAAUAAACCAGCUAAAAAUUGACCUAAAAAUGAGUAAGCCGACAAUCUCAAACGAUCAGCUUACAGCACUACAAUCUCGUCUCCAGGAAACUCAAGAAGAAAACCAUCGUCUAGAACAAGAAAUUGAGGCCUUACAAAAGCGAGCCUAUAGCGCCUUGCCGAAGCAAGCCCAAAACAUUGAGCAGUUUAAAGAAGAAGCUCUUAAAAAGGAAAGAGACAAAUGAAACGAUGAAAAAAGAAAACUUAUCAGAGAACUCCAAAUCAGAGUAGAAACCAUCGCUAAGCUGGAAGACGAACUUGAUGACGCAAAACAUAACUAUAAAGCUCUAGAAAGCACACUAUCAGAAGGAGAAAGGACGUUAAAGAAAAAGAGCGACAUAUUGGAGAGGAAUUUGGAGCAGCUGACUUUAAUGUACCAUCAAUUGGUAUCAGAAAAAUCUAAAUGGACUGUGGAGAAAAAAGUCAGUGAUAGGAAAAAUCAAAGGCUGACAGAAAAAGCAAAGGCACUUGAGGACCAGAUAAAAAGCGAAAGGCAAAGAUUUGAGCAGCUUGAUUUUCAAUUGAAAAACGUGAGUGAAGAACUCGAAGAAAGAAAAUCAGUUAGACCUACAAUUGGAAAUGGCCCAGCUAGAAAUAUCAGAAAAACAAUCAGAGGAGGUGGAGCCAAAGGAGCAGACGGCAGCAGUACUCCUGGCCAUAAUCGUUACUUCUCAAUGGUGAAUGAAAAUCCAUUUGAACGAAAUAAUUAA